Symbiodinium sp. CCMP2456 is the source of this 260-nucleotide messenger RNA. Lineage: Eukaryota; Dinophyceae; Suessiales; Symbiodiniaceae. The record is from the annotation of a GenBank genome assembly.
GAUUCUGUGGAUGCCAGUCAGCAGAAGGCCGCAGCCUUCCUCAUCCAGCACUUCCGCGUACAUGAAGCAAGGCAUCUGAACCUUGAGACGGAGUCCCUCUACGGAGCUGUGAUCCUCGUACCUCAAUUGGGCCGGAGUUGUGGGUGGCCUCGGGCGCUGAUGUUCGUGUCGCUGCAGGUGUAUGUUCUCUUCAUCUUGAACAGUUUCCUGCAAGCUGUACUCCUCAUGGAAAUCAGCCGCGAGCAGAAUGUUCUGGAUGU